AUGGCUAGGAACAGCAAGCUGUGGUACCUUCAGGAUGACAAUAUGAUGUUUGGACAUUAUCUGCCUCCCACUGAUUUGAGCAAAACAAAUAUUGAAAAGACCUUCUACCAGAAAUAUUCACGAAGCUUAAAAACCAUGAUUCCGAUCCGCUUAAGAGCAAGGUCUUCCAAGAAUCCCGUGGACAGUGCUGGGCUUUUCUCAUUUGCUACCUAUUCUUGGUAUUCCAAUAUAAUGCUCCAAGGAUACCGGCACAAAAUCAAUAUAGCGACUUUGCCUCCUCUCUCCUACUACGAUAGCGCCGAGCCGAAUGCCAAAAGAUUUCGACUCCUUUGGGAAGCUGAGGUUGCCAAAGUCGGACUUGAGAAAGCUUCUUUAGGCAAAGUGUUCUUUCAAUUUCAAAGGACAAGGAUUUUCAUGGACAUAAUUGCUAAUAUUUUUUAUGCCAUUUUUGGUGUUUUGGGGCCAACCCUGAUCUUCCAUAACAUCCUCCAGUACAGUGACAAAGAUUCAAAGGACUUGCUAGAGGGUGUGGGCCUCUGCGUGGCCCUUUUUUUCACUGAAUUUUCAAAAGUUGUGUUGUGGUCAUUGACAUGGGCUAUCAACUAUCGCACGGCUGUCAGGGUAAAACUUGCCGUGACAACUGUUGCUUUUGAGAACCUGCUAGCUUGUAAGUCCUUGAAACACACAUCUUUAGGCAAACUGAUUAAUUUCUUAGCCAGUGAUGGUUUUCGGAUAUUCGAAGCUGCCUUGUUUGGCCCAAUGCCCAUGACUGCGCCCCUUUUGAUCAUUGUUUGCACCAUCUAUUCUUGUGCCCUCCUUGGUCCGACGGCACUCAUAGGAACAUUCAUUUAUGCCGCAUUUAUACCAUUACAGAUGUUGAUGGCCAAAUUAACUUCUGUUUUUCGAAGAAGUUCUGUUGUGAUGACUGACAGACGUGUGCAAAUCACGAAUGAGAUUUUGACGUCCAUUAAGCUAAUCAAAAUGUAUGCCUGGGAAAAAUCUUUUGCAAAAAUUAUCACAGGCAUCCGGGAAACAGAAAAAAAAAUACUGGAAAAGGCAGGAUACGUCCAAAGCGUGAACUCUGCAUUGACGCCAGUCGUUUCCACUCUAACCAUUGUUAUGCUGUUUUGCCUCCAUACCCUGUUAAAGCGUGAAUUAUCAGCUGCUGUUGCCUUCAGUGUGAUUUCAGUAUUUAAUACCAUGAGGUUUUCAAUUGCCAUUUUGCCAUUUUCAGUGAAAUCCACGGCAGAAGCCAGUGUCGCCUUAAAAAGGCUGAAGAAAAUUCUCACUAUGCAAACGCCUUCUGCGUAUGUGACAACCUUGCAGGGUUCCAUAUAUGCGGUGGUGCUGAAAGACGUCACCAUAUCUUGGGAAAGUGCUUCCAGUGAACACCCCACCAAAACUGUUAAAGAAAGACAUCUGACUGGGAAAGGGGUCCACAAAUCCCCUCCCAGGGUAGACCCAGUCAUUUCUGACUCAGAGAUAUUACUUGUUGACAAGGAUAUUGACAUCACCUUUGUCCUGCAGAAUAUAAGUUUUACAGUAGAGAAAGGCAAAGUUUUGGGGAUUUGUGGCAAUGUGGGAAGUGGAAAGACUUCACUCCUCAAAGCAGUGUUAGGACAGAUGUAUCUGUAUCGUGGGAAGGUCAUUGUGAAUGGCACUUUGGCAUACGUGUCACAGCAAGCGUGGAUAUUUCACGGAAGUGUCAGGGAUAAUAUACUGUUUGGAGAAGACUAUGAUGAACAAAGGUAUAAUCAUAUCAUCAACAUUUGCAGUCUCAAGACAGAUAUGGAACGUUUAUCCUAUGGAGAUAUGACCGAAAUAGGAGAAGGGGGUGUGACCCUCUCGGGAGGUCAAAAGCAGAGAAUCACUUUGGCUCGGGCGGUGUAUGCAAACCGAGAUAUUUAUUUAUUGGACGAUCCUUUGUCCGCCGUGGAUGCUCAAGUUGGAAGCUAUAUUUUUGAAGAAUGCAUUAAAAAGGCUCUUAAGGGGAAAACCCUCCUUCUGGUGUCUCAUCAGCUGCAGUAUCUGCAGUUUUGUGAUCAAAUCAUGUUGCUAGAAGAUGGGCAGAUAUCGGAAAGCGGUACCCAUGCACAGCUGAUGAAAGCCAAGGGCCAUUAUGCUCAACUCUUUUAUAAUCAGCGCGCAGAAGACGUCGUUGUGGGUUUCAGUCCUCAGUACUUAUUUUGUGCUGCUGCCUAUUAGCAUCCCAAAGUUAGUUCUCCUGUACUGGUGAAAGCUGGUUCUAGAGAGAGGUCCCCAACCUUUUGGGCACCAGGGACCGGUUCCGUGAUUGCAGACAACCAAUUUCUUUCGUCUUCAGAUGAGUCAAUGAAAAAGAAAGACAUGCAGGAUUACGAUUCAGACAUCUCUUCCGCAGAACUGAAAGACCCCGAUAAAAUCGCUCCCACCCCUCCUUUAUAUUUUAGCGAUCCUCCUGAAGUCCAGCUUGUUCAAAAAGAGGAGAAGACAGAAGGCUCGAUUAGAUGGGAAACCUACCACAUGUAUAUCAAGGCAUCUGGAGGUUUCCUGUUGUGGUUUGUCAUCGUUCUUCUCUUUGUUCUGAUGAUUGCCAGCUCAGUCUUCAGCAGCUGGUGGUUGAGUUUCUGGUUAAACCAAGGAUCUGGGAACACAACGUGUAGCUAUCCUCAAAACACAACCUGUGAUGAGGGCAGCAUCACCAACAAUCCUCAGCUUCACUUCUACCAGCUGGUCUUUGGGAUGAGUGUGGUCUCCAUGAUUGUCCUGAGUUUCAUCAAAGGUUAUGGUUUCACUAAGUUGACCUUACGAGGUGCCUCAGACCUCCACAACACCAUGUUUUACAAGAUCUUGGAGAGUCCAAUGACUUUCUUCGAUACCAAUCCCACCGGCAGAAUCAUGAACCGUUUCUCUAAGGAUAUGGACGAAGUGGAUACGCGGUUGCCGUUUUACCUGGAGAAUUUCCUGCUGCAGUUUUUUGGACUCCUGGCCAUUUUUACUAUUGUCACCAUCAUCUUUCCUUACCUCCUCAUUAGCAUGGUGGUCCUAAUGAUCAUUUUCAUUCUGCUCUUCCAUGUUUUUCAGAACACCAUCCAAGACCUCAAACGAAUUGAGAACAUCAGCAGAUCUCUGUGGUUGUGUUUGAUCACAUCGUCCAUCCAAGGUCUUAGUACGAUCCGUGCCUUCAACAAGACAGAGGACUACAUAAAUCGUUUUAGGAUCUUGAAUGACGAAAACUCAAACCAUUUCAUUAUGUUUAACUAUGCACUACGAUGGUUUGCACUGAGGACAGAUAUUCUCAUGAGCUUCAUGACGUUGAUCGUAGCCCUGUGUGUGGUCCUCACCCAUUCUUCUAUCAGUACUGCAGAAAAAGGCUUGGCGCUAUCUUAUUCUCUCCAGCUGAGUGGGCUUCUUCAAGUAUGUGUGAGAUCGUGUAUCGAAGUACAAGCCAGAUUUACUUCUGUGGAGCAGAUAACAGAAUACAUUUUGAAAUGCACUCCAGAGGGAUCAGAGACUCCUCCAGUGGUCACCCCUCCCCCAGACUGGCCCGAUAAGGGGGAAAUCACUUUUAAGAACUAUCAGAUGAAAUACCGAGAAAAUAGUCCCAUUGUCCUCCAUGACAUCAACAUCCACAUUCAAGCUAAAGAAAAAAUUGGGAUCAUUGGCAGGACCGGUUCAGGAAAGUCUUCUUUAGGGGCUGCUCUGUUUCGACUCGUGGAACCAACAUCUGGCACGAUCGUCAUUGACGGCAUUGACUCCAGCAGCAUUAGUCUGGAAUCCUUACGUUCAAAGCUGUCCAUCAUCCCGCAAGAUCCUGUUCUGUUUGUAGGUACAAUAAGGUACAACUUAGAUCCUUUUCUUAACCACACCGACGAUCAAAUCUGGCAAGUUCUGAACCAAACGUUUAUGAGGAACAAGAUUUCCAAACUACCGGGAAAGCUGGAGGCAGAAGUGGUCGAAAACGGGGAAAAUUUUUCAGUGGGGGAACGACAGCUGCUCUGUCUGGCGAGAGCCCUCCUGCGAAACUCAAAAAUUAUUCUCCUUGACGAAGCCACCGCUUCUAUUGAUUCCGAGACAGAUAUGCAGAUUCAGAGGGCCAACCAAGAAGCAUUUGUAAACUGCACAGUCUUGACAAUAGCGCACCGCCUAAACACCAUUAAAGAGUGCGACCGCAUUUUGGUGCUGGAUAAAGGCAAGGUCGUUAUUUUUGGCAAGCCGAAAGAGAUUUUCAAACAUCCCAAUUUUCAUUUGCCUGUGGCUUAG
This is a messenger RNA of Protobothrops mucrosquamatus (brown spotted pit viper), 4242 nucleotides long. RefSeq names its product multidrug resistance-associated protein 9-like. The transcript has 28 exons. Lineage: Eukaryota; Metazoa; Chordata; Lepidosauria; Squamata; Viperidae. Gene Ontology annotation, cellular component: membrane. Gene Ontology annotation, biological process: transmembrane transport. The record is from RefSeq and is a predicted model, not a curated record. Gene Ontology annotation, molecular function: ATP binding; ATP hydrolysis activity; ABC-type transporter activity.